Messenger RNA from Selaginella moellendorffii, 998 nucleotides. RefSeq names its product syntaxin-71. Gene Ontology annotation, molecular function: SNAP receptor activity; SNARE binding. The coding region runs from base 86 to 901 and encodes 271 amino acids. Gene Ontology annotation, biological process: vesicle fusion; intracellular protein transport. Gene Ontology annotation, cellular component: SNARE complex; endomembrane system. The record is from RefSeq and is a predicted model, not a curated record. The transcript is spliced from 9 exons. Lineage: Eukaryota; Viridiplantae; Streptophyta; Lycopodiopsida; Selaginellales; Selaginellaceae.
UAGAAUCGAGCUCCCCGGAUUCGAACCCCCGACGAGGGGAGCUUGCGAAGAGAGUGAGGGCUUUGGUUUUUGAGGGAAGCGCAAGAUGAGCGUCAUCGACAUUCUCACGCGCGUCGAUGCGCUGUGCCAGAAGUACGAGAAGUAUGAUCUGGAUCGGCAGCGGGACGCGCAGAUCUCCUCCACCGAUGGCUUCCUCAAGCUCUACACGGUUCUCAACGCGGAUGUGGAGACCACGCUCCAGAAAGCGAACGAGGCCGCCACGGAGAAGAAUCGAGCUACUGUAGCCGCAUUGAAUGCCGAAGUCCGCCGAUCCAAGGCCGCGCUAAGGAAUGAGAUCCCAAAGCUGGAGAAGCUCGCUCCUAGAAAGGUGAAGGGACUUUCCAGGGAAGAAAUGGAAGCUCGUCCAGACCUCGUCCUUGCGCUUGCUGAGAAGAUUGAAUCGAUUCCAGAGGGAACAAACUUGGGGAACAAACGAAGCAGCUGGGGCAACAGCAAAAGCGCGUCCAACAACAAAAUGGAGAUCAAGAUCGACUCGGUUAGUCCCGAGGACGUGAUGCGUCCCGAGCAGUACGAGCACUCCGAAGAAUCGAAGGGGUUCCGACAGGAGUACGAGACUCGGAAAGCUAGACAGGAUCAAGGCCUGGAUACAAUAGCCGAAGGUCUCUCCACUUUGCGAAACAUGGCUCAAGAUAUCAACGAAGAAAUGGACAGGCAGGUCCCUCUGAUCGAUGAGAUUGACAGCAAGGUGGAUUACGCCAACGCUGAGCUUAGAACCACGAACGUGAGAUUGAAAGAUACUGUGAACAAGAUGCGAUCUAGCAGGAAUUUCUGCAUCGAUAUCAUUCUUUUGUGCAUCGUUUUAGGAAUCGCUGGAUACUUGUAUAAUGUUUUGAAGAAGUGACUAACGAGGCAGGCGAGGUUGGGUUGGCGUUUGAUUUGUUGAUAGUGAAAGAAGUAAACGUUUGUUGGUUAAAUGAGUUCACAGGAUAUUCUCUUUU